UAAUCCAUGGCUUCUCUUCCUUUCAUCUCCUUCUUCUCUUUCCUUAUCAUCUCCACAACACUAUCAUCCGCCACCACCGGCACCAACACUUCCACCACCAUCAAAAUCUCCCUCUCUCCUUUACCCCACCACCCUUCCUCCGAUCCCUUCCAAAUUCUUAACAACUUAGCCACUUCUUCUGUCUCAAGAGCCCACCACCUCAAACACCCCCACCACAAAACCAACGCUACCUCUUCUCUUCUCAAGGCUCCACUUUUUCCUCACAGUUAUGGCGGCUACACUAUCUCUCUCAGUUUUGGAACUCCGCCUCAAACCCUCACUUUCGUUAUGGACACUGGAAGCAGCCUCUCCUGGUUCCCUUGCACCUCUCGUUACCUUUGUUCCCAAUGCGUUUUCCCUAACGUCGACCCAACAAAAAUCCCCACUUUUUCCCCGAAACUUUCAUCUUCCAACAAGCUUGUAGGUUGCAAAAACCCGAAGUGUAGUUGGCUUUUUGGUCCUGACGUUGAGUCUCGUUGCCAAGACUGUGAACCCACAUCCAAAAACUGUACUCAAACUUGCCCUCCUUACCUAAUUCAAUACGGUUCAGGUUCCACUGGCGGACUUCUAUUACUAGAAAACCUUGUUUUUCCUCAGAAAACUUCCCAAGAUUUCCUUGUUGGAUGCUCUAUUGUCUCCAACCGACAACCCGCUGGAAUAGCCGGGUUUGGUCGGAGCAUUGAGUCUUUACCAUCCCAAUUAGGCCUCAAGAAAUUCUCUUACUGCCUCGUUUCUCGCCGGUUCGAUGACACGGGCAUCAGCAGCAACAUGUUGUUGGAAACCGGGUCUGGUUCGGGUGAUGCAAACACCCGGGGUCUUAGCUACACACCGUUUUACAAGAACCAAGUUGCCUCAAACCCAGUUUUCCAAGAGUUCUACUAUGUAACUCUACGUAAAAUUCUUGUUGGCGAUAAGUAUGUGAAAGUUCCGUACAGUUUUUUGGUCCCAGGAUCAGAUGGUAAUGGAGGCACCAUCGUGGACUCAGGAUCAACGUUCACUUUCAUGGAGAGACCAGUCUUCGAGCUAGUCUCAAAAGAGUUUGAGAAACAAAUGGGAAAUUAUAGCAGAGCACGUGAAGUGGAAAACAUAUCCGGCCUAGCGCCAUGCUUCAAUAUUUCAGGCUAUAAGUCAGUAAAAAUCCCGGAAUUGAUUUUCCACUUCAAAGGAGGAGCCAAAAUGGCAUUGCCUUUGGCUAAUUAUUUCUCAUUCGUUGAUGAUGAUAAUGUUGUCUGUUUGAUGGUUGUUACUGAUAAUAGAGUCAGUCAACGUUUCCACGGCGGGCCGGCUAUUAUACUAGGGAGCUUUCAACAGCAGAAUUAUUACAUAGAAUAUGAUUUGGCAAAUGAGAGGUUUGGAUUUGCUAAACAAAGCUGUGUAUGAGCUGCAUUUAGUGUUUUUUUUUUUUUCGGCCAUGAAGGUGAAGAUGGUCAUUUCAUUUUUCUUAUUGUAAUGGAAUGGUAACAAAAGAGUUAAACGCUUUUUUGCUGUCAUUAUUUAAUGAAAAAGUUUGAUAGAUGUAAUAAAU
Molecule: messenger RNA, 1564 nt
Organism: Durio zibethinus
Lineage: Eukaryota; Viridiplantae; Streptophyta; Magnoliopsida; Malvales; Malvaceae
Product: putative aspartyl protease At4g16563
Biological process (GO): proteolysis
Cellular component (GO): extracellular region
Molecular function (GO): aspartic-type endopeptidase activity
Source: RefSeq, a predicted model, not a curated record